GUGAUCGAUUUCCGGAACCGUGAGAUCGCACAGUUCAAGUGGGGAACUGGUUUCUUCGGACCGUCCGUGACGGGCGUGAGUUUAGGUGGCUACGCCGGUGUCGGAUGGAAAGGCUACAAGCAGAACUGGACCCUGCAGGAGGCGUACGUGACAGGCCUCUACACCGGCGUUGGGCUCUCACCUUCCAUCUUCGGCCUCAACGCCGGCUUGAGCAUUACAUUCGCCACGGACGCGGACAAUUCCAUCCCAGGUCCAUGGAUUCCGGAGCCCCAUGGAGUCAACGGCAUCACACUGGGAUGGAGCGCCGGCGCGAGCAUCACAAAGGCGGUCAUUCCGAUGUCUGCGGAUGUCGGGGCGUCCUACUACUGGUAUCUGAAUUCCGAGUGCUUCGGAUCACUAUCCGAAAUGAUCAAGUAUAUCUGGGUGCCUCGCUGCAAGGAUUGCCAAGGGGCCACCGAGAAUGCCAAGAUCAUGGCUCUGCGUCUCAGCAUCAACUUGCCUUCCUUUCCCUUCAUCAGCGAAACUGCCUUCUCGCUCUUGGCUGCCAUGUAU
Symbiodinium necroappetens is the source of this 552-nucleotide messenger RNA. The record is from the annotation of a GenBank genome assembly. Lineage: Eukaryota; Dinophyceae; Suessiales; Symbiodiniaceae.